Spinacia oleracea (spinach) is the source of this 645-nucleotide messenger RNA. RefSeq lists its product as uncharacterized. Lineage: Eukaryota; Viridiplantae; Streptophyta; Magnoliopsida; Caryophyllales; Amaranthaceae. The record is from RefSeq and is a predicted model, not a curated record. The transcript has 2 exons. Bases 59 to 418 code for a protein of 119 amino acids.
AUGCUAAUUUGUAUCUCACUAAAGCAAUAAUAGUAAUCCCCUAAGAAAACCAACAGCAAUGGCAUACAACCACCCUUAUGGAAACAACUACUACGGGGUUGAGAGAGAGGUCAUCCGUGAUGGUCCAUGCGGUGCCUACGCUGCUGACUACAGGGUUGAUGAAUAUGGGAACCGCAUCUACCACCACCGCAAUGGAUUGGGAAAUGACGUAACUGAGAUUGUGACUGAUGUCAUCCCUGGCCACCUUAACCACCACCACCACCACCCCCGAAACGGUUUGGGAAAUGUUGUAACUGAGGUUGUGACCGAUGUUAUCCCUGGCCACUACCACCACCAACGCCACCACCCUGGGUUCAUUCAGAGGAGGGAAGAGUGCAUUGUUGACAGUGCCUAUGACCCAUACAGGAGGAUGUACUGAGGGUUAGUACUUGCAUGAUGCAGAGAAUUGACAGCAACCAUGGUAUUAUUAGUAUAAUAAAAAUGUGCUCUUAGCCUCUAAGCAUAGGCUAGCUAGUUGUUACGACUUACGGGCAAGGAUUCAAUACGAUGUGUGCUUUUCUAUAUUGUACUGUAAUCAUAUUUGGUUUGGUUAUGUAUUUCGGUUUUCUUAUGAAGGUAUAUAUGGUUGUUUUCUUUUUAGAAAAA